UCCAGCCCAUGGACAUUUUUUUGGACCAAAAAACAGAACCGCAAAGUCUUGUACGCUGUCUCUUCGUCAGUGGGAGGUAGAAACAGUUAUCUCGCUUCUCUACGCACGAACCAAGCAUGACUCAGUUCCGCUUAAUAAAUGUUAAAGCUUGAAGAAUGAACCAUUGUUUUGAAUACUAUGGAAAGCAAUGCUUGGUGUGUUUUCGAUUCAGUUGAGAGAACCUGUGCUGAAAUUGAAAACCUUCCCAACAAAGUGGCAUUUCACCGCAAGAAACCUUACUUCAUUCCAGUACUCUGGGCUGCUACGUGAUUCUCCUUCAAAUGGAUCUCUAAACUUAGGGAAGGCAGUUCAUGGGCAGCUGGUAAAAAAUGGCCUGCCUUUGUGGAGCUUGUUGCUGAAUUUUUAUACAAAAUGCGGGAGCUUUGGGAGCGCUUGUCAGGUUCUUGAUGAAAUGCCAAAUAGAAAUGUUAUAUCUUGGACUGUGCUCAUUUCACGGUUAGUAUCCGAGGGACAUAGUUAUCCUGCUAUGAAUUUGUAUUGUAAUAUGAAAAAAGAUGGUGUUAGGCUAAAUGGUUUCACUUUAGUGACGGCCUUAAAAGCUUGUUCUAUGGGACUUGAGUUAUAUUUUGGAGCGCAGUUGCAUGCAGAAGUUAUUAAGAUUGGGGUUUUAUCAGAUAAAUUCGUUGCUUCUGCUAUUGUUGACCUUUACGCCAAAUGUGGUGAGAUGGAACUCGCAGAAAGAGCAUUGUUUUGCAUGCCGGAGAAGAAUGUUGUGUCAUGGAGUGCUUUUCUUAAUGGUUAUGCAAAUUUGGGUAAUAGCCAAGAGGUUUUGAAGUUGUUUUGUGGAACGAAAGGAACAGAAUUGAAGUUUAGUAAGUUCAUCUUACCGACUGUGUUUAAGAGUUGUGCGCAAUUGGGAAAUUUGCAAGGAGGCAGGGUUAUGCAUUCUCUUGCAAUUAAGGUUGGCUUUGAUAUUGAUGAAUAUCUGGGUUGCUGCAUUAUUGAUAUGUAUUCCAAGUGUGGGGUUGGUGAGGAUGCAAAGAAGGCGUUUGAGGCGAUCAAGGUUACCAAUGUGGUUGCCUGGAGUUCAAUGAUCACCUGCUUUGAUGGGCAAGGCAAGAGUCGAGAAGCAGCUGAGAUGUUCUGCUUAAUGAGACAUAAAGAGGUGAGACCAAAUCAUUAUACGUUUGCUAAUAUUGUUUGUACUGCAUCUAAUUUGGGUGAUUUGCGCUACUGUCAAAGCAUUCAUGCUUGUGUACUUAAAUUUGGAUUUGAAUCUGACAAGUUUGUAAGUAAUGCACUUAUCACCAUGUAUAUGAAAAUAAAAUCUGUUCGAAAUGGUUGGGGAGCGUUUAAUGCUAUGAGUUCGUGGGAUUCAACUUCAUGGAAUUCCCUUUUGUCUAGUCCUCAUGAACCUGCAACUUAUGAUCAGGGACCGAGAAUCUUCUGCAAGAUGCUUGAAGAAGGUUUUAGGCCUAAUAGUUACACUUUCGCUAGCAUUUUAAGAUUCAAUUGCACACUGGGAAAUUUUGACUUUGGAAAGCAAGUACAUGCCUAUAUAGUAAAAAAUGGCCUUAAUUGUAAUAAGUUUGUUGGAACAUCCCUUAUUGACAUGUAUGCCAAAAACGGAUGCUUGGAUGAUGCCGAGUUACUUUUUAAUGAAUUGAAUGAAAGAGAUCUUUUCAACUGGACUGUCAUCAUUGCCAGUUAUGCUCAAACUGAUCAGGGAGAGAAGGCUCUCAAAUGCUUCAAUCAGAUGCAACAUGCAGGAUUUAAGCCCAAUGAAUUUACUCUCUCAAGCUGUUUUAGUGGUUGCCGCAACUUAAGAAUGCUGGAAAGCGGCCGGCAACUCCAUUCCGUGUCAAUAAAGUCUGGACUUCUAACUGAUACCUAUGUUGCAAGUGCACUUACUGAUAUGUAUGGAAAAUGCCGGUGCAUAGAAGAUGCUGAGGCUGUUUUUAAGGACAUAGAUUUGCCUAACACUGUCUCAUGGAACACAAUUAUAUGUGCAUACUCUCAGCAUGGACAAGGAAAGAGAGCUAUUGAAGCCUUUAAAGUUAUGUUAGAUGAAGGUUUUGCUCCUGAUGAGGUUACAUUUAUAGGUGUUCUUUCUGCAUGCAGUCAAUUGGGUUUAAUUGAAGAAGCAAAAACGUUUUUUGAUUCAUUGAGUAAGGUCUACAUGAUUGCUCCUGCGAUUGAACACUGUGCUUGUAUGGUCAAUAUAUUGUGUCGAGCAGGUAAAUUUGAAGAAGUUGAAAGAUUUAUGGAGGAGAUGAAUCUAACCGAAAAUGCCAUGAUAUGGGAUACCGUUCUUUGGGCUUGUAAACUGCAUAGUGAUGUAGAAUUUGGUAAAAGAGCUGCCAGAAAGCUUUUUGAGCUUGAACCUGAACUGGAAUAUAAUUAUGUGACAUUAUCCAACAUGUUUGCAGGUAGAGGAAUGUGGGAUGAUGUUGAAAAAGUUAGAGCAUUAAUGUGCAAUCAAGGAAUUAAAAAGCAGCCAGGGUGCAGCUGGCUUGAGAUCCAUGGUGAAGCCUACUUGUUCUAUCCACAGGAUAAUUCUUAUCCAAGCAUCAAGGAGAUCAAUAUGCAGUUGGGGAAGCUGAUAAUGAAGAAUGAACAUGGAAUUGUUUCAGAUUUCGAGCAAAAUUGAAGGGCUUGAAUUCAGAUUAACCAUCAUUCGUGCAGAUUUUCGCUCAAAAGUUCGGGCAUGAGGCCUUGGUGCUGCUCACAUCAAAUAGCCAUUUUUUUCUUUUUUUUUUUUGGAACCCGAGACGAUUUGUAUAUCCUUGACAUGAUAAAUGAUAAAAACAAAAGAAUGUAAAGUGCGUGUCAAAAAAAUAUAAAUGAGAAAUAAAAAUUCUACCCAAAAAACAGUAUGUUUUUGAGAAAGUUUGUAGUUUUCACCUAUCAGAAAAUUGGGUUUUGGGGAAUUCGCAUAAUCUUUCACAGUUAAAUCCAUGGCGUCGGCUACAAACUUACUAAAAUUUGUGAAAUUUAGGGGUUUUUAUAAGGGAAAGUUUGAAGAGAUAAACCUUAAUAUUCCUAAAAGCUCAACCCCGCAGGCUCUGGAUUUAGGGUUUUAGGCAGGUUUUCAGAUGUC
Molecule: messenger RNA, 3100 nt
Organism: Durio zibethinus
Lineage: Eukaryota; Viridiplantae; Streptophyta; Magnoliopsida; Malvales; Malvaceae
Source: RefSeq, a predicted model, not a curated record